Heterobilharzia americana is the source of this 535-nucleotide messenger RNA. The record is from the annotation of a GenBank genome assembly. NCBI's taxonomy places the organism in Eukaryota, Metazoa, Platyhelminthes, Trematoda, Strigeidida, Schistosomatidae.
GGACGAGCCAAAGUGUUUCACAUGACCCAAGCGGCCCAUGAUGCUUUUGACAAACUGAAGCUGGCUCUAAGUUCUGAAACUCUUCUCUCUCGUCGUGAUUCAGAAGCACCACUAGCCAUCAUGACAGACGCUUCAAAUGUUGCGGUAGGCGCAGUACUACAACAGUUUGUUCACGGUCAGUGGGAACCAUUAUCUUUCUUCUCGAAACGACUUAAUGCUUCUCAAUCGCGAUACAGUACAUUCGGCAGAGAGCUACUGGCGAUUUACUUGGCUAUCAAGCACUUCAGAUAUAUGCUCGAAGGGUACUCAUUUAUAGUAUUCACCGACCAUAAGCCACUCACAAAAGCAAUUGAUGCAAAGCAUGACAACUACUCGCCGCGAGAAAUUCGACAUUUAGAAUUUAUUUCACAAUUCACUUCAGAUAUAAGGUAUAUCAAAGGCAGCAAAAAUGAGGCAGCUGAUGCUUUGUCUCGUAUGUACGUAAACGUCUUAGAACGUGACCGUAUUGACCUAGCAGAAAUGGCAAAGUUGCAGG